AAUAGUUUUAGCGUUGGUUGGUAUAUUGUUUGACUUAAAGUUUUAAGAUGAGGAAUAAGUUACGAAGUUGUGUCUUUAUAUUGCUACUAUCAUUCUCCGCAGCCAAUAUAUUCAUUGAAGAACCGUCAGACAAAUUAGUUCCAUCUGAUUCAACGGCGAUCAUCUCAUUUACUUGCAAAGCUAACGUUGUUGAUCCAGUAUAUACGUGGCGGAAAGAUGGGUCGCCCGUUGAUACAGCAGAUGGCUCCCGAUUCCAAGUGCACGGAGGAACGUUAGAAAUAUCGAAUCCACAAGAUUCAGAUGCAGGCGAUUACCAGUGUGUUCUUAGCAGCGUGGAUGGGACUGUUGUCAGUAAUUAUGGAAAGCUUGUGUUUGGAUGGGUUGGAGAAUUCUCUCCUUCGGUAAACGAACCAGUGACAACAGUUGUUGGUAAGGGAGUGUCGAUCAAAUGCCCACAGCCAAGUUAUGCUCCAGAGCACUCCGUCAGUUUCUAUUGGGAGGCAAUCGACAAAAACACGAGGAUACAAACGCCCUGCAACCAAUCCCACUACGUUUCUCAAACCGAUGGCACAUUAUACAUUGCUAACCCCACCGCUAUUGACCAAGACACCUUAACAUGUAACGUGCGAUCACUUUGGAAAUACAAUGGCAAGCCAGAGAAAGCGGAAUCGAGCAUUGUACCGCUAACUGUGGAUUCGUCAAAUGUCGAGUUCGAUCCGGAGUUUAUGCUUGUGCCCAAACCCGUUACAAACGCUAAGAGAGGAGGAUACGCAAUCAUUGAAUGCUUUGCAAGUGGCAGGCCCACACCGCAGUUAUCAUGGACAAAACUGGACGGCCCAAUGCCUGUCAAUCACACCAUAAGUGAAGCAGGCCAACUUAUCUUGAAAGCGGUAACUGAGGACAUGGCUGGUACAUACAGGUGCACUGCUGUUAAUAGCAAGGGGUCAACACAUGCAGAUGGGGAAUUGAGACUCGAAUAUGCGCCGCAGUGGACUUCACCUAUUUCCUCAUUCUCUGUGGAUAGAACCACAUCUGCAUCUAUACAAUGUGGAGCCAUUGCUGUUCCCACUCCAUCAUUUACUUGGCUCAAAAAUGGCGUCGUGCUUGGCGACAGUGGGAAUAUAAACAUUGGGAAUUUUGAUGGUGGAAGCCAGCUAGACAUCUAUGAUGUUUCAGAAGCCGACCAAGGAAUGUACCAAUGUGUAGUAAGCAAUUCACAUGGGAGCAUAUUCUCGAGCGCAAAAAUGGCCGUAGUCUCUAUUCCUCCAACCAUUAUAGAACCUGUGCCGGACAUCACGCGCGCUGCGUUGGACAAUGAAGUGAUCAUCACAUGUGAUAUAGAAGCAGCACCAGCGGCCGUUAUAGUUUGGACCAAGGAUACCGAUCAAGUGCUUGUAAUUGAUAAUAACAAAUAUACUUUGCAAUCAGAUGGUCUUAAAAUAAGCAACCUCGCAAAUGGUGAUGCUGGUGUAUAUAAUUGCUAUGCUGAGAAUGAUAUGGGAAACGUACAAAGUGAAGGAACAUUGCAAAUUUACUUGCCCACAGUUAUAACAACAGGACCACAAGGGAAUGAAGUCAUUGUGGGCGACUUGGUUCAAAUGGGAUGUCAAGCUACACAUGAUAACCAGUUGGAACUUACAUGGUCAUGGACACAAAAUGGGGAAGCUAUCAGUGUAUUUGAUAAACAUUAUACAAUAUCCGGUGACAGCAUACUGAUUAAAGAUGUUUCCAGUGAGCAAGCAGGAAUUUACCAGUGUUGCGCAAAUACCGAUGUUGGAACAGAUUGUGCAUCUGCUACUGUGGUUGUUAUGGCACCCCCCGAACCCCCUACCAAUGUAAUGGUCACAAACUCAUAUGAGAACACCGUCACACUACAAUGGCAAGCAGGCAAUGAUAAUGGGGCAGCCGUGGACUUGUAUUUGGUUGAAGCUAAAUGUGGUUUUGAUUGCUCAUGGAGAUUUAUUGUCACGAGUCCGAUAUUUGUCAACACAACGACUUGUCAAGUGAAGAAACUUCUUCCAAACAACGACUAUAUGUUCCGAGUAACAGCCAUGAAUAAAUAUGGCACUGGUGCACCUAGUGAGCCUUCAGCAGUUUAUUCAAGCCCUCCAGGAGCUCCAAUUAGACAUCCAAUCAAAAUCAAAGGAGCAAGCAAGGAACUUGGGGAGUUGGUGGUGCAAUGGCAGCCAAUGCAACCAAAGUAUUUUGGAGACAACGAUAUAUCGUACAAGGUUGUUAUUCGUAAACAAGUAAGAGGAGACCCAGUUGUUCUUCCGGUUAAUUUGAACGAUACAAAUGUUCCACCUGUUGAUAAUAGACCUUGGAUUGAACAAGUUGCGAUUGGAGGUACCAAGAAUCAAACAACAUUUAAGGUAAAUGCAUCUGAGAUAUUUGUUCCAUAUGAAGUAAAAGUACAAGCAGUUAACAACUAUGGACCUGGACCAUUCAGUUUGAUGAGGGUGCUACAUACUGCUGAAAAAGGUUUGGGUUUAUAGUUUGUGAAAUUUACUCCA
This is a messenger RNA of Ciona intestinalis (vase tunicate), 2513 nucleotides long. NCBI's taxonomy places the organism in Eukaryota, Metazoa, Chordata, Ascidiacea, Phlebobranchia, Cionidae. The record is from RefSeq and is a predicted model, not a curated record.